AUGUCAUUUCGUAAAAGAGGUGAAGUGCUGAAUGAUAGGGGUAACGGGCUAAGAGGUCCACUGCUAAGAGGUCCUCCGCGCACUUCCUCAAUGCCCUUGAGGGCACCCAACAGAAGAGUCCCUGGAAACGUGUCCUUGUCUGACACUACAGCAAAAUUAACGAAGUUGAAUUUCGUGGAUGAGCCCAAGACAAUAAUUGGGUUGGACAGUACCCAUGUGGGCAUUAGACCCUCUCCUGCAACUUCUCAACCUACCACUUCAACGGGAAGUGCUGACUUGGACAGUAUACUAGGUCAUAUGGGGCUACCACUGGGAAACUCCCUAUUGGUGGAGGAGCAGGGCACAACGGAAUUUCAUUCCAUCCUUGGUAAACUGUUUGCCGCACAGGGUAUUGUUCAUAACAGAAUUUCAGACAGCAGCGCUGAUAAAACUAGAAAUGGUGACACUCAUGUCAUUGUUUUGUCAUUGAACCAAAUGUUUGCAAAGGAAUUACCAGGUAUCUACAAGGGAUCACGUAAACAGAUGAAGAAAAAUUUAAUUUCUGAAGAGGAAUCGAAAGUUACCGUCCAAAAUUUAAAUCAAACCCAAGGAUCGACGCCUUCUAGGUAUAAAGACUUGAAAAUUGCAUGGAAAUAUAAGCUGGCCGACGAAAAGAGAUUGGGUUCUCCGGACCGGGACGACAUCCAACAAAAUCCUGAAUACAAGGACUACAACCAUCAGUUUGAAAUUACAACGCGCCUGAUGCCUGCCCCCAUAGCAUCUGAACUAACAUUUAUCGCUCCAACUCAGCCUAUCUCCACUAUUCUGAGCCAAAUGGAACAGAUUAUUAAAAGGAAUGACAAGAAACUGAUAAGAAUUGUUAUCCCCUCCCUGCUACAUCCGGCAAUGUAUCCACCUAAAAUGUUUGAAUCGUCCGAAAUAAUUGGCCUAUUGCAUGGUGUGAGAAGUCUUGUUAAGAAAUACUAUGAGAGGGUUGUCCUGUUUGCUUCGAUAUCCAUAGACAUUAUCACACCUUCAUUACUGAUACUGUUGAGAAACAUGUUCGACUCUGUCAUCGAUUUAGAACCCUUCAAUCAGGAGAUGUCCCAGUUCUUAGAACGCGUCUAUAAGUCACAGCCGGGAAAGAUUCAACAUGGGCUAGUCCACAUAUUGAAAUUGCCGGUUUUUACGGAUCGUGGAGAAAUGAGAGUUCUAAAGUCUGAAUGGGCGUUUAGAAACGGCAGGAAGAAGUUUGAGAUAGAACAAUGGGGAAUACCCGUGGAUGAUGCGGAAGGUUCAGCCGCCUCGGAACAAUCACAUUCGCAGUCGCAUUCAGAUAAUUCAAAUGAAAUUUCCCAUAAUGUACCUGCAAAGAAGACCAAGAUUUCGUUAGAUUAUUAA
Saccharomyces paradoxus is the source of this 1380-nucleotide messenger RNA. It is a transcript of the gene ELP4, whose product is annotated as Elongator subunit ELP4. The record is from RefSeq and is a predicted model, not a curated record. The transcript has a single exon. Bases 1 to 1380 code for a protein of 459 amino acids. Lineage: Eukaryota; Fungi; Ascomycota; Saccharomycetes; Saccharomycetales; Saccharomycetaceae. Gene Ontology annotation, biological process: tRNA wobble uridine modification. Gene Ontology annotation, cellular component: elongator holoenzyme complex; transcription elongation factor complex; cytoplasm.